Pyricularia oryzae 70-15 is the source of this 349-nucleotide messenger RNA. RefSeq lists its product as uncharacterized. The record is from RefSeq and is a predicted model, not a curated record. Bases 1 to 252 code for a protein of 83 amino acids. The transcript is spliced from 4 exons. NCBI's taxonomy places the organism in Eukaryota, Fungi, Ascomycota, Sordariomycetes, Magnaporthales, Pyriculariaceae.
AUGGCAAAGUUCACCGUUCAACUCUUACCCCAAACUUUCUGCCGAUCGGCCAAAUUUACAGCAUGCUUUUGUUGCCAUGCACCAGAUGAAAAGCCGAAGAUCCGGUUCUCAAUCGGAGCAAAACGCUACAAGCUAGUGGACUCGCACUCCUUGGCUGAUUUGCGAAUGAUCAGGCGGUUAUUUGCCGCGGAUUUCCGUCUUCUUUGUUUCGCCACAAUAUGGGUAUGGUCACUUUUCCUUACUGUCGGCUAAAGUUGUUACUCAAAGGAGUUGGAAAAAGGUUCAAUGUGAAGGUGAUAACGAUGCAAUGAAGCUGACAAAGUCAGGCCUCUUAGAAUUUGACGAUAUC